Uloborus diversus is the source of this 1734-nucleotide messenger RNA. RefSeq names its product dopamine receptor 2-like. Gene Ontology annotation, cellular component: membrane. Gene Ontology annotation, molecular function: adrenergic receptor activity. The transcript is spliced from 2 exons. The record is from RefSeq and is a predicted model, not a curated record. NCBI's taxonomy places the organism in Eukaryota, Metazoa, Arthropoda, Arachnida, Araneae, Uloboridae. Gene Ontology annotation, biological process: adenylate cyclase-activating adrenergic receptor signaling pathway. Bases 1 to 1461 code for a protein of 486 amino acids.
AUGAAUGCAAGAAGUACAGAAUCCACUGUAAUAGAAAUGGUUUUUCUUGACAAACAAGAUGCUAUUCCAAGUGUAGUUUCGUGGCUUGAAAUGUCUGGAGAUGUGCAAAUAUCUUUAGAUGACAAUAGUUAUUCUUCAACACCUGUAAAUGAUUUCACAGCAGCAAACUUUUCUGACGUAACAGCCGUUUCUCCUGGAGUAUACCAAACUACUUUAGCUGUCAUUUUGGCAAUAUUUUGCGCCGCUACUGUUUUUGGGAAUGUUUUAGUGAUGGUAGCUAUUUUCAAACAGCAGUACCUUCACACGGUGACGAACUACUUCAUUGCUUCUUUGGCCAUUGCCGACUGCUUAGUUGGGGCAGUGGUGAUGCCGUUCAGUGUCAUUCAUGAAGUGAUGGACAAAUAUUGGAUAUUUGGAAGAGAAUGGUGUGAUUUGUGGCGAUGUCUUGAUGUUUUAGCUAGCACUGCUUCAAUUUUGAAUCUUUGUGCCAUAUCUAUUGACAGAUACUGGGCCAUUACAGAUCCUAUGACAUAUCCAAGUAAAAUGACGCCCCCAAGAGCAAAACUAAUUGUGGCUUUAGUGUGGAUGUGUUCUGCUUUAAUAUCUUUUCCUGCCAUUGCAUGGUGGCGAGCUGUUUCCGAAGAGCCUUACCCUGAAAAUCAGUGUCUUUUCACAAACGACGUUGGAUAUUUGCUAUUUUCGUCAAUUAUAUCCUUUUACGGGCCUUUAAUGGUCAUGGUUUUUACGUACUGCCGCAUUUACAGAGCUGCUGUGAGACAAACCAAAAGUCUUAAAAUUGGAAUGAAGCAUAUAAGAGCAUCAAAUGAACCUUGUCAAUCGAUGACAUUGAGAAUUCACCGGGGUGGUACACCUGAGCAUACAAGUAAAAACAACUCGCCUACAUUCAGAGUUCACCGCGGUGGAACCCCUGAGCAUGCUGCUACAAGUAAAAAUAAUUCGCCUAGCCACGCUCAACGCAACAGUCACUUGGUUAUUUCUGCAUUACCUACCCGUUCUGAAUCCUCUACGCCAAAAUCUCCAGAAAAUAAUAUACCAAUGAGAUUUGCUAGUCGACAUGUCAAAGCUUUUUCUAUAAGUAAGAAACUUGGAAAAUUGACUAAAGAAAGAAAAGCUGCCAAAACUUUAGGAAUAGUUAUGGGAGUUUUUAUUUUGUGCUGGCUUCCCUUCUUCAUAGUCAAUGUAUUAGUUGGCAUUUGCGGAGAAUCAUGUAUUGCUGAACCAGAACUAGUCUCUUCUAUUGUCACAUGGCUUGGCUGGAUAAACUCUGGAAUGAAUCCUGUCAUUUAUGCUUGCUGGAGCCGAGAUUUUAGAAGGGCAUUUCGGCAACUUUUGUGCUCCUGUUGCAAAACAAAGAAGCAGCAGUACAGAUUUCAAACAACUAUGAGACAUAAUGCUCUAGCUAUGAGGCCAAAAUCUCCAAACCAAGAGGUUUUUCUGUAAAUAAGACAAAAACUUUAUUUUUUUACAAAGUGAUCUCAUAAGUUGCAGUUUUUAUGUGUUUCGUAAUGAAGAAAGUCUGGGUGCAUUUCGUAGAGAGAUGGGUGAUGAGUUUCAUCAGGACAUCAAAGACAAUGGAAGAGAUACGAAAGUAAAUUGUCUACUAUAGUGAUUGCUUGAUAAUGCUGGACGAUGUACCGAGGCGAGCUUUAUAAAGAGAAAAUAAAAAGUAAAACCUAAAGCUAUGUAAUUCAAUUGAACUGAAAAUGAAAUAAA